CUCUGCUGGGACCGCACCAUCCGAACCAGGAAACCAGGCGGCAGGUGAACUUACUUGGAAUUGAAGCGCAACUGUCACGCAGGUUGUCGGGGUAUGGAGGAGAGCAGUGCAGUUGGAGGACCUGGUUCAGAUGCAGGAGUGAAACGGGGGUACUUUUAUUGAUUAACUACAAGCCAAGAGCGGAAGUUGUUUGACUAAAACACCCGGAGAGGACCGGAGAGCGUUCAUUUGUCGGGUGGCAACGUGGAGAGAGGACUGUCUCGGAGUUUGCACCCGUAAUUAAAAGGCACUUUGGCGGAUAGGUGAAAUGAGCAGUGAGCUGAAUGUGCCUAUGGGUUCUCCAGCAGAGCAUGCCCCAGACAACAGUGGGAUGGACUACAGGGACUGGGUGCGACGUAGUUACCUGGAGUUGGUCAGCUCCAACCACCACUCAGUGCAGGCACUGUCAUGGAGGAAACUCUAUCUGAGCCGUGCCAAGCUGAAGGCCUCCAGCAGGACCUCUGCACUGUUGUCUGGCUUUGCAAUGGUGGCCAUGGUUGAGGUGCAGCUGGAAGUUCAAUACAGUUACCCUCGUCUGCUUCUCAUCGCCUUCAGUGUGUGCACCACCAUCCUGGUGGCAGUGCACCUCUUUGCUCUGCUGAUCAGCACCUGCAUUCUUCCUAAUGUGGAAGCUGUCAGCAACAUCCACAACCUCAACUCCGUCAGCGAGUCGCCUCACGAACGCAUGCACUACUACAUCGAGCUGGCCUGGGGCUUCUCCACGGCCUUGGGGAUCCUGUUGUUUUUAGCAGAAGUGGUGCUCCUCUGCUGGAUCAAGUUCUUGCCUGUAGAAUCUGGCAAGAUCAAAAAGACAACUACCACAUCAGCCACCCCUCUGGAAACCACCACCCCCUCGCAGCAGAACCCCGGCUGGCAGGCUGCCCUGGCCUCCACCAUCAUCAUGGUCCCGGUGGGGGUGAUUUUUGUGGUGUUCACCAUUCACUUCUAUCGCUCUCUGGUUCGCCACAAGACAGAGCGCCACCACCAGGAGAUCGAAGAACUGCACAAGAUUAAGGUGCAGCUGGACGGCCACGAGAGAGGACUCCAGAAUGUCUGAAGACAUGACGGCAGCUUUAAUGACUUCACUUUGUCUCAUAUAUUUAUCAAACCCUCUCUCCCUUUUCUAAAAUGUAUUCUGGUCACUUUUAAUACCUUGGACAUGUCAGCAGUGAGCUUUAAAGUGUUGCAGUGCCGACAACCAAUGUGUUCCAGACUGCUAAUUUAUUCUUAUGGUGAAAUUGUAUUGUAGGAUUUGUGCAGUGACUUUUUUCUGUGCUUUCAAUCUUUAAUCUGUGCUGAUGAAAGGUCAAGUUAAAAGGUUUACAGAAAAAAAGGGCUAUUAAGUUCUGUGUGCCAUUCUUGCUAUAUCUCUGUUUUCAUGUUAGGGUUGGGAGCUGGUGAUGAUUCCAUUGUUGCAAUGUUUGUUCAGUCUGAGAAUGACUCAUUUUUUUGGAAUCUCUUAUAAGUCCUCACUUAAUGGCAUAAAAGUAACCAAUAAUUCUCAAAAAGUUAUUCUGAUUAAGCUUUGUUUAUCAUCUUGCCUUAAGUAAUUUGCCAUAAUGUAAUGUGGCUUUUGUUUGAUUAUUGUCUUUUCUGAAAACUGGUCUCUAUGCUCAGCUUUAUUUAGGCAUAACUGUGACAGAGAGAGCCAUAGCGUGCAGUAUUUGUCAUGCAAAGUGUAACGAUGCUUUUGAAUGUUCAGCUUUUCCUACUGUUGUUACUGAAAACAUGUUUCUUUAUGCAUCUGUACCAUCCCUCCCACACAGAUGCCAUUUUGUGGGAGGGAUCAUUAUAUUAAUCGUCGUAUACGUAACAUUAUAAUGAGCCGAGCUACUCACAAAGGUGAAAGAGAUGCUCAUAAUCCUGUGACGCGGUUAUCAUAUUGACCAAGGUUUUACUUCACUUGAAGAUGACCCAUUUAGGUGCCAUCAGAUUCAAGUUAAAGAAUGUGUGUCUGAAAGGGGUCUGAGUCUCAAUCCAGAGUGGAAAAAUUCUACUUUAGAGAGAGGUUUGUAGAAGGUCUUUGAUGUCAAUUAUGGAAUUGGUCAGUUUACCUUUUUUUAAUUAGUUGUACCAAGUUAAGG
Messenger RNA from Maylandia zebra (zebra mbuna), 2123 nucleotides. RefSeq names its product ORAI calcium release-activated calcium modulator 2 (gene orai2). Gene Ontology annotation, molecular function: store-operated calcium channel activity. The record is from RefSeq and is a predicted model, not a curated record. Lineage: Eukaryota; Metazoa; Chordata; Actinopteri; Cichliformes; Cichlidae. Gene Ontology annotation, cellular component: membrane. Gene Ontology annotation, biological process: store-operated calcium entry.